AUGAAUCCAGGUUCAGCGCCCUCUGGCGGGCCUGCAACCCGUCCUCCUGGCGCAACUCCUAUGAUCAGACGCAAGAAGCCUGCUUCUGACCCCUUUUUCAAAGGCCCAAGGUUCAAGCCUGCUGCGACCAAGCCUCAACUGAACGGCCACCUCACUCCUCCCGUCAACGGGAACGUGAACAUGAACGUCAACGGCCAUUCACCUCCCAAGCCGCAAUCCCUAACUGCGCUUCAUUCGCGCCCUCUCUCUCCCUCCAAGGCAACUAUUCCAGAUCACGAGCGCGUGAGCGGCUUCAGCGAUCCUCGGAUUGCAGCAGAAGGAAUAUCAUAUACGGACUACAAACUGGUGACAACAAAGAGGGAUCUGCUAAAUGGGCUCAGGUAUCAUAUUCUCCAGCUUGCAGGCGACAAACCCAUAGACAUUCGCAAUGAAGCCGAGUUUUCCAAGCCAGUUCGUCUGCAUCGACGCGAUCCUCGCGCUCCGCCUCCGGGACAGAAGGAGGAAAAGAAGGAGGAAGAGCAAGCAGAACCAAAGGACGGGCUCAACGCUGCAGAGAGGGAAGAUCUGAAUCGGCGAAAAGAAAUUCGGCAGAAAGAGCGUGAGGCGAAUCUGGCGCAGAUAGCUCCGUCCCAAAAUACCGGCAAGAAGUUGAACUUCAAAAAGAAAACCCAGCAAGUCUUCAGACCAGACUUUACGGCCGAGGAGAAACGUCGGAUCCAGAACAACUACGAGGAAAAGCUCCCAUGGCAUCUCGAAGAUUUCGACAACAAACACUGCUUCAUUGGGCAUCAUCAAAUCGGCUCUGUUUGCUCCAACGCCGCCUUUGUCUACGAGCCGGCCGUGGAUGCUUCAACUGGCAAGUUUCGGCUCAUUCCCAUUGAAAAGGUCUACCAAUUCAAGCCGAAACGAGAAAACCUUCAAAAGAUGACGAUCGAGGAAGUCGAAGCCGCGAUGAAAAAGGGAGGCUCUGAUCCCGAGUGGCUGAUUCGCCACCGAGAAGCUCGCAUCCAGGAAGCCUUGAAGGAGCGCGCUGUAAGAGAAAGCAAGGCACUCUUUUCCGGCGCAGCUCGGACAACAACCGAUGCAGGGAGGACUGGCGAGGAAGCGGAUCUGGACUACGAAGACGACUUUGCCGACGACGAGGAGGGUGAUCUCUUCGUGGAUAAGGAUGAGGAUGAGAAGCUCGCAGAGAAGCGGAUCAAGGAAGAUCAGUUGCAAGCUAAUUUCCUCGAUUUCAAAGACCUUAAGGAGUACGAUGAAGCAGAAGAGCGUGAAAAGCGCGAGGCAGAGGCCAGAAAGAAGAACUUCAAGGACUUGAGAAAAGCCCUGGAGAGGCGGGAGCGCAAUUACAAUCAUGGCAGUGAUUCCGAAUAUGAAUCCUCGACCGACAGCGAGGAAGAACGCGAGCGAAUCGAGCGUGAGCGUCUUGCCAACAUCAAGAAGGAAGAAGAGGCCGAGGCCAAGAAAUCCGCUCUGUCCUCGGGCGCCAACACUCCCUCGGGUCGCAAAGAGAAGAGGGGGUCUGACCACGACGAUGAAGGGGGCAUGAAGAAGUCGACAUCGACGCGUUCUUUGAAACGCCCUGGGUCGCCAAAUCUUUCUGAUGCCUCGGGCACGGAUGCCUCGACGCGAAAGAAGAAGCUCAAGUCGAAACAUGUGCCUUCUAGUCAACCCACGCCGGGCCAUUCGAGACCCAUGUCCCCUGUCAAUUUCCCGCCCAGCUCCUCUGCUCCGCAGACAUUAGACCCUUUGGCAGCGCUGAAGGCAAGAAAGCGCGCCGGUGCCGCAAGUCCUAUAGGAGCCGGGUCAGACACAGACACUGACGGCGCUGCCAUGUCCGACAGCAGUCGUGCUCGACGGCUCAAGCUCAAGAUGUCGGCGUCUCCACCUCCAAGUGGCGCGGCCGGAACAGCCUCACCACCAGCUCAACCAUCCUCGCGUGCAGCGUCGCCGACUCCAGUCUCUGCGGGAGGUAGCGUGCCGAGGCCGGUUGCAUUCCCCUCAGCACAAGACAUCAAGAAUGCGAUCCCACCCCAAGGCAUAACUAUCAAAGACCUUAUGAAGGUAGUGGCGCAUCCCAAGGACAAGCAGAAGGAGUUUGUGGCAUUGGUCAAGGAGGUGGCGAGUUAUCACAAGGAAAGGGGUGUCUUAUUGCCGAAAUAG
Molecule: messenger RNA, 2163 nt
Organism: Fonsecaea multimorphosa CBS 102226
Lineage: Eukaryota; Fungi; Ascomycota; Eurotiomycetes; Chaetothyriales; Herpotrichiellaceae
Exons: 2
Coding region: 1-2163 (720 amino acids)
Biological process (GO): positive regulation of transcription elongation by RNA polymerase II; transcription initiation at RNA polymerase II promoter
Cellular component (GO): transcription factor TFIIF complex; nucleus
Molecular function (GO): TFIIF-class transcription factor complex binding; RNA polymerase II general transcription initiation factor activity; DNA binding
Source: RefSeq, a predicted model, not a curated record